AUGCGCUGCCGCCUAUGUAUGUGCUUAUGAAUGUGUGUGCAGAGGCGUACACACAGAUACAGCGCUUACUGUGUGCAACAUUUGCCGUCACUUUUAGUCGUUCGCCGUUCGUUGGUAGUCGUCGUUGUCGUUUCGAGUGAAUCGAAUGUAAGAUAACCAGUCACACACUGUGAGCGACGCUUUGAGCUGUGGAUUCCUCUUACUUUAAUUAAUUUUUCUGCUGUCUAUCAACUGCAACAGAGGUCGUGAACACACACACACUCACAGACACACCUACACAAAUUAUUCAUAUUAUUAGUUUGGUCAAGUAACUAAAAAACAAAAAAAGCCACAAAAUGUCGACAGUCGAUAAGGAAGAGCUGGUCCAGAAGGCAAAAUUGGCCGAGCAGUCAGAACGCUACGAUGACAUGGCCCAGGCCAUGAAAUCAGUCACAGAGACGGGCGUCGAGCUGUCAAAUGAGGAAAGAAAUCUGCUCUCCGUUGCCUACAAAAAUGUGGUUGGAGCGCGCAGGUCAUCGUGGCGUGUUAUUUCCUCCAUUGAGCAAAAAACCGAAGCAUCCGCCAGAAAACAACAGCUCGCCCGCGAGUACAGAGAGCGUGUGGAGAAGGAGCUUAGAGAAAUUUGCUAUGAAGUUCUGGGACUUCUGGACAAAUAUCUUAUUCCAAAAGCCAGCAAUCCAGAAAGCAAGGUUUUCUAUUUGAAGAUGAAGGGAGAUUAUUACAGGUAUUUAGCUGAGGUCGCCACAGGAGACGCACGCAACAACGUCGUUGAGGACUCGAAAAAAGCUUAUCAAGAGGCAUUCGAUAUUGCGAAAACUAAAAUGCAGCCAACACAUCCAAUCAGAUUAGGUCUUGCACUCAACUUUUCCGUCUUCUAUUACGAAAUUAUUAAUUCACCAGCGAGGGCUUGUCAUUUAGCUAAACAGGCGUUCGAUGACGCGAUAGCCGAGCUGGACACACUGAACGAGGACUCAUACAAAGACUCAACACUCAUCAUGCAAUUGUUGAGGGAUAACCUGACUCUUUGGACCUCCGAUACCCAGGGAGAUGGCGACGAGCCACAGGAGGGCGGUGACAACUAACCAAACAACUAAAAAGUUUCCUUUUUGACUAUGCAAAUAUUAUUCAGUAAUACAAACAAAACAAAACAAACAACAAACAAAACAAAUGAAAUAUAAAAACAAAUCUUUGGGAGUCGAAAGCAGCAGAGCAGUAAUGUAAUAAUAAAAGCAACAUCAAAUCAACAUCAACAUCAGCAUCGACACGAAACACAAACACAAACACAAACCAAACAAAACAACAUUAAACAUUAAACAAUACAGCAGGAUACUGAUGCAGCUUGCGGCUGUGUGAUGAUAGUUUGAGGCUGAGAGAUGUGUAGAAGUGGGACUAUUGUCAUACAACUAAUUGAAGAGUAAACGGAAUCUGGCUUGGGCGGUAUGUUUAUCUUGUAUACAAAUUGCAAUUUAUUGCAAUAAAAAAAUGUAUUCGAGCCAGUAUUGUUAAAUGAGAACAACCUUAAAAAAAAGAAAAAACAAAGCUGAUUAAAGUCUAUAAAAGAAAAUGUUAAUGAAACCCAAACGUCUUAAUUUGCUUCACAUGCCGUUCAAGUUGUCUUUGUUAUAGUAAUAGGCUCUUGCAAAUAUUCACAAGCAAAUUUCAAAAUCAAACUAUCCGAGUCAAAUCUUAUAUAAUUAUCUAAAUAAAAUUAUCAGCUAUCAAGAACAAGAGGAAUUACAGUGUGUGCGUGUGUGUGUGUGUAUGGCAAUGAUGUGAAUUUCGUUUUGUGUAGUUAAUAUUACUAUUCCGCUGUUUCGGCCAAUUGCGUACACUAUACAUAUGCCUAAAAGUAAUAUUAUUUAUUAUAAUUAUGUUUUAAUAAAUAAUUAUCAUUUUGUUUUCUAUUAACAUACAGAACACAAGACACAGUCAACAAAUAAAAAUUAAUUGUCUUUUAUUUUUUGUUUAAUGCGCUGCGUCGCUUUCCUUAAAAACAAAGGCUAUAAUUGGUUUAUACAACAUUUCUAUGUAAUUACAAAUAAUGCCCAUUUAUUUUUCGUCGUCAAAGAACAAUCUGCAUUGCUGCAGAGCCCCGUGCGAACCAAAAGAAACAAAUUCUGUAUUAUUUGUAAUUCUUUUUUUCUAAAAUACAACAACAAAUAAAAAAAAAAACAACAUAAAUCUUAACUUUUAUUUGAACCCUUUAUAUUACAUUUUGAUUUCGUUCAUUUAAAACAAAGUGGUGCAUUUAGAAUGCAGUUCAAAUAAUAUCAUUUAAUAUCAUUUUAGUUUUCCAAUUGCAAAGUAAAGCCAAAGAAUAAUGUUGAAGAUUGAAAAAUGUAAAGAAUGUUCCCUCAAUGGGCAGGAAAAGAGUUAAUUCCAACUUGCGGACAGCUUUAAGGGCAUGAGUUCUAUUGUGCCGGUUGGAAUUUUUCAUUUGAUUUUUCAAUACUCUUGUAUCUUUGCAUGUAAAAGUAAUCGGUUAAUUGUCGGGGAAUAAACAAAAAAGUAACAAAAAAAACAAAAAAAAAACAAUUCCAGGGCUUUUGCCAUCUGGAUGAAAAGAAUAAUUCGUAUCGAUGCGAUAAAUAUUUAUAGCGUACUUAUAUAACACUUACUUAUAUGCAAUUAUGCAAAAGCAAACAGCAAUAUAACAGUAUCAAUGUGCAAUUGUUAUACUUAAAUGUCUCAGUGUUUUAUUUUUAUUAUUAUCAUCUAUGUGUUUCGAUGUAAACCCCCUCCCAAAAAAAAAACAAAAACGAAAAAAAAACCGGUGUGUGAAGCAAGUGAAAAUACAUCAUAAAAUCUAAAUUUAUUUUUCGAACGAUGCUAAUUAUUGGCAUUGGCUUUAAGAUGCUGCUAAACUCAUCUAACAUCAACACAUAUUGCUUUAUCGUUGAUACUCACACACAUACAUACAUAUGUAUGUACAGACAUACAUAUGUAUGUAUGUGUGUGUGUACAUACACAUUUAGUUUUGUUCAUCGAGGCGUUUCAUUGAAUUCAAACUUCAUCAACUGGCAGUAACAAAAGAACAGGAAAUGAUAACUAAUCAAAAUCCAAAAUACCUAUAUUGAAAGCUAAGUAUAUUCAAUUUUAAUUCAAGACGGCGACAACAAAAGCUACAAAAAAAAACCGAUAAUACACAUAUAUGCACAUUUAUAUAUAUAUACAUAUAUACGAUUAUUGUCCAGGAAAUUCAAAUGAUAUGCAAAUACGUAUUUGUAUUCAUGUGUGUGUGUGCAUAAGAACAGUAACUGUAUAUUUUCGCAAUUGAAUUUUACGCUUACAAUAUACAUAAAUAUAUAUAUAUAUACAUAUAUAUAUAUGUGAGGUUAGGUUUUUGUCGCAACGCUAAAAAUGUCGAAUAACCAAUGAAACUGCAAAACAUAAUACAUACAACACUUAAAAGAUCCAAAAUGAGUUAUAAUAAUAAUAAAAGAAAAA
Molecule: messenger RNA, 3447 nt
Organism: Drosophila montana
Lineage: Eukaryota; Metazoa; Arthropoda; Insecta; Diptera; Drosophilidae
Gene: 14-3-3zeta
Product: tyrosine 3-monooxygenase/tryptophan 5-monooxygenase activation protein zeta
Exons: 7
Coding region: 336-1082 (248 amino acids)
Biological process (GO): signal transduction; intracellular protein localization
Cellular component (GO): cytoplasm
Source: RefSeq, a predicted model, not a curated record